Molecule: messenger RNA, 884 nt
Organism: Cantharellus anzutake
Lineage: Eukaryota; Fungi; Basidiomycota; Agaricomycetes; Cantharellales; Hydnaceae
Product: eukaryotic phosphomannomutase
Exons: 7
Coding region: 114-884 (256 amino acids)
Biological process (GO): protein N-linked glycosylation; mannose metabolic process; GDP-mannose biosynthetic process
Cellular component (GO): cytosol
Molecular function (GO): phosphomannomutase activity
Source: RefSeq, a predicted model, not a curated record
CAAUCGUUCUUCUACGAAUCAUUUGAGUUGAGUCGACUUCUGGCAGCUGUUGUUGUGACAGCAAAACACCAGUGUUAUUUCAACUUUGCCUGUACACUUCUUCAGCCCCACCUAUGGCUUCUUUGUUCUCAGAUAGACCUUACCAUAAAACUCUCGUUCUGUUCGAUGUAGACGGCACCCUGACGCCUGCUCGGCGCACUGCGUCGCCCGAAGUGAUCAAGAUCCUUCAGGAGGUCCGUAAGAAGGUCGUGAUCGGAUUCGUUGGCGGGUCCGAUCUGGCAAAAAUUAGUGAACAAUUGGCAGUCGAUGGGAAGCCCGUUACCGAGAAUUUCGAUUACGCUUUUGCUGAAAAUGGCCUGACUGCCUACAAGUCUGGGAAGCAAUUACCAUCGCAAUCGUUCAUUAGUUAUCUUGGAAAUGGACGGUACAAGCUGCUGGUAAACUUUUGCCUCCACUACAUCGCGGAUUUGGACAUACCGAUCAAAAGAGGCACAUUCAUCGAAUUCCGCAAUGGAAUGAUUAACGUUAGCCCAAUCGGACGGAAUGCAACCAUCCAGGAAAGGAACGAUUUCGAGAAAUUUGAUCUUGAGUACGGCAUUCGCAAAGAAUUCGUGCGCGUCCUACGGGAGAAAUUUGCGCACUACGACUUAACCUUCUCGAUCGGGGGACAAAUUUCGUUUGACGUCUUCCCCAAGGGUUGGGACAAGACUUACGCUCUCCGCCAUGUUCAAGAUGAAGGAUUUGAACAGAUUCACUUCUUUGGUGAUAAGACCUAUGAGGGGGGAAAUGACCAUGAGAUUUAUAUCGAUUCGAGGACUAUUGGACAUUCCGUGUCGAGUCCUGAGGAUACAAUAAACAUCCUUACCGAAUUGUUCCUCUCGUAG